Messenger RNA from Ostertagia ostertagi, 345 nucleotides. Lineage: Eukaryota; Metazoa; Nematoda; Chromadorea; Rhabditida; Trichostrongylidae. The record is from the annotation of a GenBank genome assembly.
AUGAUACUGCAUGCCCUCACAGAGGUAGCGAAUAACCGCACCAUAUCUGUCGAUGUCGCCCGUGUAUUUGCUUCUAUACGAGAUAACGGUGCGGAUUCCCUCCGUUCGUUAGAUCACUCUAGCAGGAGGCCUACGGUUGAUGGGCUAGAAGGUAUUCGACUUCGAACACGCGCCCGAAGGAGUCUGGACCAGACGGCCUGCGCUCCACCGCUUCCACCGCGCACGCACGCUGUCAUGUCGAACGAUUCUAUACACGAUGAUAGAAAUUUAUUCAAUGAACAAAGGCACAAUAAGUCGCCCAUCCCGACUCCAAUAACGGACCUAAGUGAUCUACAACGGUUUUGA